AUGAGCCCCGAGAUCAAUUCCAUAGCCAGAAUCGUUAUCAAGCCAUGCGGAGCCUGUAGAUACUUGCGAAAGAAAUGCCUCGACAAUUGUAUAUUCACACCUUACUUUGACUCUGAUAAAGGAACCGCCAAUUUCGCAUCGAUUCAUAAUAUUUUUGGAGCGAGCAACGUUACAAAACUUCUAACGAAUAUUCCGAUCGACAAACGGCCCGGUGCAGUUAGGACUUUAAAUUAUGAAGCUCAUGAUCGUCUCCAAGAUCCUAUAUAUGGUUGCGUAUCUCAAAUCUUUGGUCUUCAAAAUCAUGUGAUCAAUCUUCAACGAGAGAUUGUGUGCUUACAAGCCCAAGUAGCCAGGCAGCCGCCACCUCAGCAACAGCCACAGUCUUCUCUGUCCAUGUCGGAUUUUCUCAUCAGCCGGAUUCAUGGGCAGCCGUUCAGCAGCAGUUCCAUGAUCGGAACCCAUUCACCGGAGCUCCGGUGGGCGGCGGUGAUGGGGAAGAGUUUGCUGGGAGUUACCGAUGAGUAA
Molecule: messenger RNA, 525 nt
Organism: Impatiens glandulifera
Lineage: Eukaryota; Viridiplantae; Streptophyta; Magnoliopsida; Ericales; Balsaminaceae
Product: LOB domain-containing protein 18-like
Exons: 2
Coding region: 1-525 (174 amino acids)
Biological process (GO): hormone-mediated signaling pathway; positive regulation of DNA-templated transcription
Cellular component (GO): nucleus
Source: RefSeq, a predicted model, not a curated record